GUCACACUUCGGAGGCGCGCAGAGCUCGCAGACUGCCAGAACCCGCGUCCGGUCAACACACACAAAGACACGUACUUACACGGCGAGCUCAUCCCGACGAGAGGUUCCGGGCUGCCACCCCGCUGUUGCUUUCUCAGCAUCUCCAUGGACUUACAAACGCAUAUGGCGUGCCCUGAGAUAAUUCCGAAGCAACGAACGACACCGUACACUGCACAGGGUAUAUAUCACUCCGUCGACCCUCGUCGAUCCGCCAACAGCUAUGUCGUCCUCUCCGAAAACGCUCACAUACUUGCACGUCGACGGCCUCGACGUCAAGCUCGACCUCUAUGCCCCAGAUGCGACGGGCUCUGCCCCCAUCCUGAUCUGGUUCCACGGCGGCGCCCUGUUCUGCGGCUCUCGCGACGACGACAUGUUCCCCGCAUGGCUCCUCGAUGCCGCCCAUAAGCGCGGCUGGAUCUUCGUCUCCGCCGAUUACCGCCUUCUGGUACCCUGCACCGGACACGACGAGAUCGCCGACGUCCGCGCUCUCUCGUCCUUCCUCGCCUCGGACGCCUUCCGUGCCGCCCUCCCCGCGGGUCUCGCACCCUCCGGCGCAACCCUCAUCUCCGGCGGCUCCGCAGGCGGCUACGUGGCGAUCCAAUAUGCCCUGCACGCCUCGCCCAAGCCGGAAGCGGUGUUCAACCUCUUCGGCAUGAUCGACCUCCUGAACGACCAUUACCUGCACCCGCACCCGGAGGGCCUCCGCUUCUUCGGCGGCUUCUACGCUUCCUUCCCCGGGCUGGAGCAACUCCUCCGCGCGCCGCCGUCGUCGGGUUCGCCCGUGCGCGCGCCUACCUUCGUGUGCGCCGACGGGCGUGAGGUCUUGAUGUUGCACGGCAUCCAGGAGGGCACCAUCCCGGACCACCUCGUGGGCCGCCCGGGGUUCAGAAAGGACCGGCCGUUGUUCCCGCUGCUGCACGCGCGCGGGCUUCCGCCCGUGAUCACGGUGCACGGCACGGCGGACACGGCGGUCCCGCUCGGCGACAGCGAGAACCUCAAGAAGAUACUGGGCGAGGCUGGGGUUAGGAAUGAACUGAUCACGGUGCCGGAUGCGGAACACGUGCUGUUUAACAAGGAUGACUUCAGCGCGUUGGCGUCUGGGACGGAGGAGGCGUACGCGAGGGCGGUAGAGUUUCUUGCAGGCGCUUUGUAG
Molecule: messenger RNA, 1192 nt
Organism: Punctularia strigosozonata HHB-11173 SS5
Lineage: Eukaryota; Fungi; Basidiomycota; Agaricomycetes; Corticiales; Punctulariaceae
Product: alpha/beta-hydrolase
Exons: 4
Coding region: 260-1192 (310 amino acids)
Molecular function (GO): hydrolase activity
Source: RefSeq, a predicted model, not a curated record